UACUCUGGCUCGACCAGCUCGUUUAGAGGGUAUCUUCUUUUUUUUUUUCGGACGCUUUAAUAUAAUCUCAACAAAUCAUCGGUGCCGCAUAUGUCAUGAGUAACAGUGAUUCAUGCACGGAAAGAAUUAUUAUUAUAUACACGAAAAUAAUUCAAUGUUUCUGUCAAACCAAUAUGAGUCAUAUGCAGUGCGAAGAAAGUCUGGAUAAAGUUCACAUAAAGUCAGCGAAUGAAAAUGACAUUGAGAAAGAAUUACUGCAAGAGGUGGUCUUUGCACAAGCUGAACAAUGUAUCUUAGAGAAGGCAUCGAGAGCUAUUAAGGAAUUUUCAUAUCCUGUAUUAACGCAAGCUCUUUGCGAAAAUAAAGGGAAAUCAUAUUUGUCGAACGAUGGUAAAUCCGAGACAGUGUCAGAAGCUCAAAGAAAAGAUCUGGAAUUAGAUAAACAAGUGCGAGUUGGAGAAUUAACACCUUUUGAAGCUGCAGCUAAAAAAUCUACUAGCGUUUUCAAUAAAGCAACUCAGUUAUUGGAUCUUGAGAAGUACCUUCAACAACAAGCUGAGCUUGCAAAACAGAAGUGUCUGUCAAAAAAAUUGAUUGUAGGAAAAAAACUGGAAGGAAGUAGUAUUGAAACUAGAGUACCAAAAAAAAGAAUGAAAUUAUCAACCAGUGUAGCCGAGAGAACUGACGAGAAUCAAAGAAGCCUGGAGUGUGAAAAUGACUCCGAUCCAAAAUGUAACUCUGGAAGUGAAUAUAUCCCUAGCGACGAUUGCCAAGAUUCUGAGGCAGAAACAGAACAACCGAAGAAAGGCAGCGCUAAACGACAUUCGAAGAAAUGCAUUCAAAAUAGAGUUUUGGAUGAUGGAGACGAAGAUGCAUAUCAUCAACGAGUAGAAAAUAAAAAAUUUUGUUUUCAAGCUGAGAAGUUACAUGAAAUCGAUAAUUUAUUUAAAGUUCCGAAAUCUAUUUGGAAAAGACUGUAUAGAUAUCAAAAAGUAUCCAUACAAUGGCUGUGGGAAUUACAUGGUCGUAAUUCUGGUGGUUUACUCGGAGACGAGAUGGGUUUAGGUAAAACCGUGCAAGUGAUUGCGUUCCUGGCAGGUCUGGACUGCAGCAAUUUACUUUCAGACGGUGGACGAUUUCGAGGCUUGGGACCGACUCUAAUAAUCUGCCCUGCAACAUUAUUGGAGCAGUGGGUCAAACAUUUCCAUGACUGGUGGCCUAUUUUACGGAUAGCUACGUUACAUCAAUCUGGAACUUACAGUGGUGAUCCAUACGAUUUGGUAGAGAGUAUGAAAACCGGUGGGGUCUUGGUGACUUCGUACUCUGGAGUGCUGAAUCAUAAAGAACUGCUCGUGAGGACUCAGUGGCAUUACGUCAUUUUGGACGAGGGGCACAAAAUAAGAAAUCCGCAUGCAAAGAUCAGCAAGGCUGUAAAAGAGUUCACCACGCCACAUCGCCUUCUUUUAACUGGAAGCCCGAUGCAAAACUCUUUGAAAGAAUUGUGGUCACUGUUCGACUUCAUUCUGCCUGGAAAACUGGGCACACUCCCAGCAUUUCUGGAACACUUUGCGGGUCCUAUUACAAGAGGUGGUUACGUCAACGCCAGUUCGCUUCAAGAGGCCACCGCGCUCCAGGUGGCGACUUUAUUAAAAGAUGCUAUAACUCCGUACAUGUUGAGGCGAACUAAAUCCGACGUUCAGCAUCACGUCCGUUUGCCAGAGAAAAAUGAACAGGUGCUGUUCUGUAGCUUGACGGAAGAGCAGAAAACCCUGUAUAAAAAGUAUCUAACCUCGGAAGACGUCACGAAUAUUAUACACGAAAAGAGUUCGCUAAAAGAAGGCGGGAGAUACAGAGCGCGACUAUUAAUCGCCCUGACGACGAUGCGGAAAAUUUGCAAUCAUCCCGAUCUUUAUAUCUACGGCAAGCAGACCGACUCGGACGAAGAACUGGAGCUGACCGAUGAAAUCAUGGAAAGGUUCGGUUACUGGAAGAGGGCAGGAAAAAUGGCAGUGGUGAGAUCGUUGCUGAAGAUCUGGAAAAAUCAGGCACACAGGGUUCUACUUUUUACCCAGAGUAAACAGAUGAUGCACAUUUUGGAGAGCCUGAUCCAACGGGAGGACUAUACAUACUUGAGAAUGGACGGUACUACCCCGAUGUCCCAGAGGCAGCAAACCAUCGAGAAGUUCAACGGAGACCCAUCGUACUUCCUGUUUCUCUUAACAACUCGCGUCGGAGGACUAGGAGUGAACUUGACAGGAGCGAAUCGAGUGAUCAUCUAUGAUCCAGACUGGAAUCCAGCUACCGACGCGCAGGCCAGAGAACGAGCCUGGAGAAUUGGACAGAGUAAAAAUGUCACCGUGUACAGACUUAUAACGGCAGGCACCAUCGAAGAGAAGAUGUACCACAGGCAAAUCUUCAAGCUCCUCCUCUCGAAUAGAGUCCUCGAAGAUCCGCGACAACGCAGACUCUUUCACACGACCGACCUCGUCGAGCUGUUCAAUUUAAACGAGCCAUCCGAGGGAGAAGGCACCGAGUCGGACCGACUCUUCGGAGAUUCGAGACUCGCGCCAACCACCGGCUUCACCUCGUCGAAAAUAGAAGCCAUGCGAAAGCUAGCCUCCUGCUUGAGCAAGAGAAUCGGCGACAAGGUAACAAAAAAGAAACCAGUCGAAGAGGAGAAACGGAUCGACCAUCCAGAGGAUGCACGGGUCCCGUGCGCGAGAGGCCCUGGAAAUUCUGGAAACGCGACCGCCCCGGGCUUAAGCUCUCCCUUAAGGGAGGAUGCCGAUAAGUCCUAUGGCGAACCGAAGAGCUCGGUAUCGACCGACGCUCGCGAAGAGGAAGUCGACGUGGAGCAUAAGAGGCACCGUAAAACGAAACACCGGAAACGAAAAAAAAUCGAGGAGACCGAUCGCAUCUCGUCCGUGUUCGAAGGUGAACGAAUAUCCUAUCUGAUCGGCCGCAGACUCCCUUCUCACGUGAAAGAUGCGCCGACUGUUACCGAUGAUAGUUACGUUCUACAGAAACUAUUCGCGAAAGCAGCGGUAAAGUCAGCCUUUCAACACGAGGCAGUUUUGUCGAGUGUACAGCAAGAAUCUAUAGCACAAACUCCGAUGCAACGGUUGGCACUCGAAGCUGCUCAAGAGAGCAUGAACUCUGUUCGCCAAUCGCGCAAGUGGUGUUGGAAACCAUCGUGGAACAAGGCGCCCGGAGAAAAUGAUUAAACGACUUUGUGUCCUUUGGAAUGGAAGUCA
Molecule: messenger RNA, 3254 nt
Organism: Orussus abietinus
Lineage: Eukaryota; Metazoa; Arthropoda; Insecta; Hymenoptera; Orussidae
Product: DNA excision repair protein ERCC-6
Exons: 16
Coding region: 96-3224 (1042 amino acids)
Biological process (GO): transcription-coupled nucleotide-excision repair
Cellular component (GO): nucleus
Molecular function (GO): ATP-dependent chromatin remodeler activity; ATP binding
Source: RefSeq, a predicted model, not a curated record